Entrophospora sp. SA101 is the source of this 198-nucleotide messenger RNA. Lineage: Eukaryota; Fungi; Glomeromycota; Glomeromycetes; Entrophosporales; Entrophosporaceae. The record is from the annotation of a GenBank genome assembly.
AUGGGCAUUGUUGCAAAUGUUCCCACACUAAAAAAUCCAGAAGAUGUAAUCAUAGAAGUUGGACCAACAAAUGAGAUUGUUUAUAUAUCAGAUGUUUUAAAUGAGAUUUCUUCUACAACAAACAGUACCUCAAUAGACAAAAAUAUCUUCAAAAAUGGGACUUUGUUUGAGCAUAUAAUUUCGCUUCCACCAAAGUGA